AUGUGCAAAGGAGUACAAGAGAGUGGCCUCUGCCGGUCACCAAGUCUCAUUCCUUCAGGCGGGUCGGUUUGCUGUGAACUGUGCAACUCAAGGGCUUCACUGUAUUGCCUAGCAGACGAUGCAUUUUUGUGCAGGAAAUGUGACCGAUGGGUUCAUGGGGCUAAUUUCUUAGCACUCAGGCAUGCCAGGUGGUUGUUGUGCAACACAUGCCAGAAUCUUACGCGAAGAUACGUCGUCGGGAUUGCAGUUAAGGUGAUGCUUCCGACCAUUCUUAGUCGGAGAUUCAAUGCAGUCUCUGAGGUAUUGAAGAGGGAAUACCGAAUUUUGGGUAAUGUGAAGUCAUCUUUUCGUAAGUGCCUUGAGAACAAGGAUACUGAGAUAAUGCUUCCAAAGGUUUAG
Molecule: messenger RNA, 399 nt
Organism: Pyrus x bretschneideri (Chinese white pear)
Lineage: Eukaryota; Viridiplantae; Streptophyta; Magnoliopsida; Rosales; Rosaceae
Product: B-box domain protein 30-like
Exons: 2
Coding region: 1-399 (132 amino acids)
Molecular function (GO): zinc ion binding
Source: RefSeq, a predicted model, not a curated record